This is a messenger RNA of Python bivittatus (Burmese python), 1946 nucleotides long. The record is from RefSeq and is a predicted model, not a curated record. Lineage: Eukaryota; Metazoa; Chordata; Lepidosauria; Squamata; Pythonidae.
CCCCCGCCCCCCGCAGCCGCCUUCUGGCCGUGGGGCCGUCAGGACAGAGUUGCGCGCCCUUCCCCCGGGGCCUGCGCGUGCCUCGGGGCCACCUUGCAUUGCGGGGGUGAUUGGCGGCAGAGCGACCCGGCUGCCGCGAGGCAUGGGCGGCGGGCAGAAGGGCCCCCACAGGCAGAGUCGGAAGGCGGACAAGGACCGGGUGGAUCGAGGACCGGGGGACUGGUGAGCAAAGGGCUGCGGACCUGUCCCCCAAGGAGGCCGGCAUGGAAGGGGAACGCCUGUCCAGCCUUCAGGCGUUUGCUGGGUCGUCUUCCCUGCACGGCGUGAGCCACAUCUUCGCUUAUGGCACGCUGUCCCUCCGGCGCAUGGUCUGGGCCCUCUUCUUCCUGGGCUCCCUGGGGCUGCUGGUGCUGGUAUGCGUGGAGCGCAUCACCUACUUCUUCACCUACCCCCACGUCACCAAGCUGGAUGAGGUGACCGUCCCAAACCUCACCUUUCCGGCUGUCACUAUUUGCAACCUGAACGAGUUCCGCUUCUCCAAGAUCACCCGCAAUGACCUUUACCACGUGGGAGACCUGCUGGCCCUGCUCAAUGCCCGCUACGAGAUCAGCAACGCCCACCUGGCAGAUGCAGAGACGCUGGCUGCCCUGCGGGAGAAGGCAAACUUCAGGGGCUUCAAGGCACGGCCCUUCGACAUGGCGGACUUCUACAAUCGGACAGGCCAUGACCUGGUGGAGAUGCUCUGGCAGUGUACCUUUCGGGGGGUCAACUGCAGUGCCCACAACUUCACUGUGAGCUUCACCCGCCUGGGCAAGUGCUACACCUUCAACUCAGGGGCCUCUGGCUACGAGCUCCUCACCACAGUCAAGGGCGGGACAGGCAACGGCCUGGAGCUCAUGCUGAACAUCCAACAGGAUGAGUACCUGCCUGUCUGGGGGGACACAGAUGAGACCUCGUAUGAAGCCGGCGUGAAGGUGCAGAUCCACAGCCAAAACGAGCCGCCUUCCAUUGACCAGCUGGGCUUUGGUGUGGCCCCUGGCUUCCAGACCUUUGUGUCCUGCCAGGAGCAAAGGCUCUUCUACCUCCCCGCCCCCUGGGGGGACUGCCAGGCCACCCCCACCGAGUCAGCGUUCUUCACCAACUACAGCACGGCUGCCUGCCGCAUUGACUGCGAGACGCGCUACCUGGCCGAGAACUGCAACUGCCGAAUGGUGCACAUGCCAGGCAACGCCAACAUCUGCACCCCAGAGCAGUACAAGGAAUGUGCGGAUCCUGCCCUCGAUUUCCUGGUGGAGAAGGACAACGAGUUCUGCUCGUGCCAGACGCCCUGCGAGACUGUUCGCUACAGCAAGGAGCUCUCCGUGGUCAAGAUCCCCAGCAAAGCCUCAGCCAAGUACUUGGCCAAGAAGUACAACCGCAGCGAGCAGUACAUCAUGGAGAACCUGCUCGUGCUGGACAUCUUCUUUGAAGCCCUGAAUUAUGAGACUGUUGAGCAGAAGAAGGCCUAUGAGGUGGCCGGGCUGCUGGGGGACAUUGGAGGCCAGAUGGGCCUGUUCAUUGGAGCCAGCCUCCUCACCAUCCUGGAGAUCUUUGAUUACCUGUAUGAGGUGCUGCGAGACAAGCUUUCCGGUUACUGCCAGAGCAGGAAGGAGGCCGAGCAAAGCAACGGCGGCAACCUGGUAGGCGCUCGACCUCCUGCUCUGCCCACAGGGCCGCUGCCCCCGCCCCGCCCCGCCCGCGUCCAGGGGAAGGAGCCCCCGCCUAGAGGAGACCGUUCAGAAAAGCAAGGCAAUGGCCAGGUGGGGGUCGGGGGCAAAAUAUGGGUCAGGCACACACCUUCCAGGCAGCUGUUGCUACCAGUGAGGAAAGGAGCACAGGGCAGAGGAGGGAAGCAGCACUUUAUAGCAAUCACAACUAUUCACAUCAAUGACUUGUCACAGCUCUGA